GGUACUACGCCGAAUAUGCCACAAAGAAGUCGAGACAAGUUGUUGUCAGACAAUCGUGGCUCAAUGUGUACAACACUAAAAGUAUAGGGGAGGAAAUCGACGUCUUUAAAAAAAUAUAUAUAUAUAUUAGAUACUCGCAAUAGACAUGACGGAAAUGUUUUCAAAUCUGUAUGGGCAAAAUGAAGCUCAGGGACCUCCCGGAUCAUCGUCUUUGGGAUUCGGACCGGGAAAACCACCACCGCCUCUGCCGCCAAAUCAAGUCACGAUGGCGGCUCAGAUGCCACCUCAGCACGGGGAUGAGGGGCCUGCUCUACGGAAGCCGGGAGCAAUGAACGAACCUUUUUAUUUACUGCGAGAGCUACCAGUGGGCAAUGAGCUGACGGGCAACACCAACCUAAUCACCCAUUACAACCUGGAACACGCCUACAACAAGUUCUGUGGCAAGAAGGUUAAGGAGAAGCUCAGCAACUUCCUGCCAGAGUUACCAGGUAUGAUAGACUGUCCUGGUACCCAGGAUGGCAGUUCGUUGCGCUCUCUGAUAGAGAAGCCUCCAGUGUGUGGCAACUCCUUCAGCCCUCUGACCGGAGCCAGCCUCACCGGCUUCAGACUGCACACCGGACCUCUACCAGAGCAGUACAGACUGAUGCACAUCCAGCCCCCAAAGAAAAAGAGCAAAAACAAGCACAAACACCACCGACCACAAGAUCCCAUACCGCAAGAAACACCGUCAGACUCUGACCCCAAGAAGAAGAAGAAAAAGAGGGAUGAUGACCCCGAUCGCAAGAAGAAAAAGAAGGACAAGAAAAAGAAGAAGAACCGCCACAGUCCGGACCACCCUGGCUUGGCUGGCUCUCAGCCCAACAGCAACAGCCUCCGAUAGACCAGACAGACACCGUGUGUGUGUGUGAGGAGCAGCGAGUGAAUGUGUUUGAAGAGAAUCAGGAACUGUUUGUGAGAAUGUAUGCAGAUACGAGAGAUUAUGCAUGUGUGAGAGAGGGAUACGCAAAUGUCUGUUUGUACAGUAUGUGAGUUUGUGAGAAAGGUCACGUGUGUAGGUGGCAGAUUGGAUGUGCGCAUGGUAGAGUAAUGUUGUUACAGUAUGACAGAAGGCCACUGUGAUGUUCUGACUGAGUACAGUGCCUUCGGAAAGUAUUCAAACCCCUUGACCUUUUCCACAUUUUGUUACGUUAAUUGAAUCAAUUUUAGAA
This is a messenger RNA of Salvelinus sp. IW2-2015, 1208 nucleotides long. It is a transcript of the gene med19a, whose product is annotated as mediator complex subunit 19a. The record is from RefSeq and is a predicted model, not a curated record. Gene Ontology annotation, molecular function: transcription factor binding; transcription coregulator activity. Gene Ontology annotation, cellular component: mediator complex. Gene Ontology annotation, biological process: positive regulation of transcription by RNA polymerase II. NCBI's taxonomy places the organism in Eukaryota, Metazoa, Chordata, Actinopteri, Salmoniformes, Salmonidae.